Cordyceps fumosorosea ARSEF 2679 is the source of this 1014-nucleotide messenger RNA. Its product is annotated as SAM-dependent methyltransferase. Lineage: Eukaryota; Fungi; Ascomycota; Sordariomycetes; Hypocreales; Cordycipitaceae. The transcript has 5 exons. The record is from RefSeq and is a predicted model, not a curated record. The coding region runs from base 1 to 1014 and encodes 337 amino acids.
AUGAACUAUGAAUGGAUUCUCGAUGGGGGCUACCUCCCCCACGUCGUGAUUCGAACCGGCAUCCGGCGCCUGCUCAGGGACCGCCUGGCCUCCAUCCAGGCUCAGUCGACCACGGCCGCAACGCAGGAGAAGCUGGACUAUGUCGCCAAGCUCAAAAAGCUACCCAUUGCCGUGUCUACAGAUAGCGCCAACGAGCAGCAUUACGAGGUCGGCACCGGCGUGCUGGCGGCCUGCCUCGGACCCCGCAUGAAGUACUCCUGCUGCCGCUACCCGACCGGCAAGGAGACGCUGGAACAGGCCGAGAUCGCGAUGCUGGACGAGUACAUUGCCAAGGCGGAAUUGAAGGACGGAAUGCGAAUUCUUGACCUGGGCUGCGGAUGGGGCUCAGCGUCGCUGUACUUUGCGGAGAAGCUACCGUCGGCCAAGAUCACGGCAUUUUCCAACUCCAAGACGCAAAAGGAACACAUCGACGGCGAAGCGAAGAAAAAGGGCCUGAAGAAUCUCCAGGUCGUAACCGGCGACGUUGUCGACCACGAGUUUGAGCCGGAGCAAUUCGACCGCGUCAUGUUUGAGCACAUGAAGAACUACGAGCUGCUGAUGGGCAAGGUCUCCAGAGCUCUCAAGCCCGGCGGCAAGCUCUUCGUGCACAUCUUCGCGCACGCCACCACGCCCUACCACUUCGAGGACGGCUGGAUGGCCACGCACUUCUUCACCGGCGGCACCAUGCCCUCGGCCGACCUGCUGCUGUACUUUCAGCGCGACUUGGUCGUCCAGAACCAAUGGUGGAUCAACGGCUCCCACUAUUCCAAGACUUGCGAGGACUGGCUCUCUCUCAUGAUUAAGAAUAAGAAGCAAAUAUGGCCACACUUGAUUGACACGUACGGGGAAAAGGAUGCCGCGACGUGGUACAACCGCUGGCAGAUCUUCUACAUGGCCUGCUCGGAGCUGUUUGCGUACGCGGGGGGCGAUGUAUGGGGGGUAUCUCAUUACUUGUUUGAGAAAAAAGCUUUGUAG